Diaporthe batatas is the source of this 2352-nucleotide messenger RNA. RefSeq names its product snoRNP complex protein NOP56. The transcript has 2 exons. The coding region runs from base 151 to 1710 and encodes 519 amino acids. Gene Ontology annotation, molecular function: snoRNA binding. The record is from RefSeq and is a predicted model, not a curated record. Gene Ontology annotation, cellular component: small-subunit processome; box C/D methylation guide snoRNP complex. NCBI's taxonomy places the organism in Eukaryota, Fungi, Ascomycota, Sordariomycetes, Diaporthales, Diaporthaceae.
UGCAGCGGGAGAGAAAUUUCAGACCGUCGAGGAAAAAAAAACCCUUCGAGCUGCCGGCUGUUUUGAAGCAACGACAACCCACACUCUGUAAGCAGCAGCAGAAGCAGCAGCACUACUGCCUCAGCCGUCUUGCCAGCUCCUCCCAUCAAGAUGGCCAACAUCAAUUACUUGCUGUACGAGUCGGCGGCUGGUUAUGCCGUCUUCGAGGUCGUCAACCAGGCCGACAGCGUUGGUCUGCAGCUCAAAGAGGUGCAGAACUCGCUCCAGAACCUGGCCACCUUCAGCAAACACGUGAAGCUCGUCAACUUCACCCCAUACCGAAAUGCCGCCGAGACGCUUGAAAAUGUCAACCUCAUCUCCGAGGGUAUCAUGCCCGACUACCUCAAGUCCAUCCUCGAAUUGAACCUCCCCCAGACCAGUGGAAAGAAGUCCAAGAUCGUCCUCGGUGUCCAAGACAGGAAGCUUGCUGGCGAGAUCAGCUCCACCUUCAGCGGCGUCGAGUGCGAGACGAGCGAGACCUCGGAGGUUGUCGCCGACCUCCUCCGUGGUAUCAGGGUCCACGCCGAGAAGCUGCUCAAGGGCCUGCAGGAGGGUGACCUGGGCCGUGCCCAGCUCGGUAUGGGUCACGCCUACUCGCGCGCAAAGGUCAAGUUCAGCGUCCACAAGAACGAUAACCACAUCAUCCAGGCCAUCGCGACUCUGGAUGCGCUCGACAAGGGCAUCAACCAGGGCUCCAUGCGUGUCCGUGAGUGGUACGGCUGGCACUUCCCCGAGCUGGUCCGCAUCGUCUCCGACAACGGCACUUACGCCAAGCUGGUCCUCGCCAUUGGCGACAAGAAGACCCUGAGCGAUGACAAGCUGCACGAGAUCGCCGCCGUCAUUGACGACGAUGGCGAGAAGGCUCAGGACAUUAUCAACGCUGCCAAGAUCUCCAUGGGUCUCGACAUCACCGAGUCCGACAUGAUCAUGGUCAAGUCCUUCGCAACCUCCGUGGCCAAGAUGGCCGACUACAGGAAAUCGCUUUCCAACUCCCUGGACGCCAAGAUGGGCCAGGUCGCCCCCAACCUGCAGUGCAUCCUCGGAACCCCCGUCGCAGCCCGCCUGAUCUCGCACGCCGGCUCGCUCACCAACCUUGCCAAAUACCCUGCCUCGACCCUCCAGAUUCUCGGUGCCGAGAAGGCUCUCUUUCGCGCCCUUAAGACCAAGGGUGCUACACCCAAGUACGGUCUGAUCUACCAGUCGUCUUUCAUCGGACGCGCCGGUCCCAAGGUGAAGGGUCGCAUCAGCAGAUAUCUCGCCAACAAGUGCAGCAUGGCAUCGCGUAUCGACAACUUCUCAGAGCACCCGUCAGCGCGUUUCGGCGAGGUCCUGAGGCAACAGCUUGAGGACCGGUUGGAGUUCUACGCCACCGGCAAGAAGCCAAUCAAGAACGAGGAGGCAAUGAGCAACGCGAUGAAGGCCAUCCUUGGUGACGGCAACGACGACCUUGCUAUUGACACUGAGAUGAUCGAUGCCCACCCCACACAGGAGGCCGAGGAGGGCAAGAAGUCAAAGAAGGACAAGAAGGAGAAGAAGCGCAAGAGCGAGGCCAUGGACAUCGACGAGCCCACGGAAAAGUCUGACAAGAAGGACAAGAAGAAGCGGAAGAGCGAAGCAGAUGGCGACAAGAAGGAAAAGAAGAAGAAGAAGGACAAGAAGGUCGAGGCCUAGAGUGCUUCGCCUCUUGAUAAUAAGCCUCUUUACAUCCCGAAAAGCCUACCUGAACCCUCAACCCCCAAGUCCCGCGGGCAAAAGAGACAGGUCGGAGUCUUGGAGUCCCCCAAGAGCCUGCCUGAAUCUGGUCCUGGUCGCGCCGUGAAAGCAGCUGAGCAGAGGGCGCAGCAGCCGGAGCGGCGGGACAAGAGGGCAAAGAAAAGCAAGGCUGAUUACAUGCCAGCCCUCACCCCGCCUUCCACGCACAACAAGAUCCUGGAUGCCCAGGAGCGGCUCCUGAAGGGCCAGAAGAAGUGCGAGGACAGGGCCAAGGCCCAUGUUUCUCCCAAGAAGCAGGCCAGACACAGUGGGGAUGUGGGAUCUUGAGAUAUCUGGUGGGCUUCGUGCGGUGAUUUCCAUUCCUAUUGAUCUUGUUCGUGGGUUCAUCUCGGAGUUGCGAGGGCGUGCGGGAGAAAAUCGGCAUCGGAGUUAGGGAACCAAUUUUUUUUUUUUCGUGCUUGCAUCUCAUUUUGGUUCGGUCCUCUUUCCUCGAUCAUGGCCUAUUUCAGGCCCACUGACUGACUGGCUGGCUGGGUUGACAUAUCCUGUUGUACAAUCAAUCACAUGAUCGAUCAAUCAAUCAAACCUCAUACCCGUUCA